UCGUUUUCUAUGUGUACUUCAAAUAAUAAUCGAGGAUUAUUUUCAAAAUUGUUCGUGCUUUUGGAUUAAUUUUUCUUAAUCCUGUUUUAAAUAACAACGAAAGUUGCAUAUUAAAACGAAAUAAAUUAUUUUUAUCAAUAUUAUUUAGCUGAGAUAAUUAAAAAUAUUUAGUGUGUACAGUGGUGAACAUUGACAACAAAUAAAAAGACUAAAACUUUGUUUUUGAAUAUGGCAUUACCGCAAAAUUGUAAGCAAUUAUCUGGAUCGACUAUGAUGCCUGGAACGCCGGGAAAUCAUUCGCAUAUGAUGUCCUCUUCACCCGUUACUUUCAACAUUUUGAAAGAACGGCUGCGUGCAUCUGGUGGAUCAAGUCAAUCAGAUCGAAAUAAGGAUUCGAAUCCAUUUUCUCACAAUAGCCAUGGUAAUCCAGCUUUUACACCACAAAAAGUCAGCAAAACCUCAAACAUUUUUGAUCCAAAGACACCUAGACCACCAAAACCACCAGAAAAACCAUUAAUGCCAUACAUGAGAUAUUCACGUCGUGUUUGGGAUAAUGUCAAAACCGAAAAUCCCGAUCACAAGUUAUGGGAAAUCGGAAAAAUUAUUGGUUUUAUGUGGCGUGAACUACCUUCAAGGGAACGACAAGAGUACAUUGAUGAAUAUGAACAAGAAAAGGCAGAGUAUGAUAAAGCGUUGAAAGCAUAUCACAAUUCACCAGCAUUUUUGCAAUAUUUGGCAGCCAAGAACAAGGCAAAAGCAAGUAACGAAAAUGACUCGCACGACACACCGUCACGGCCAACAAAAGCAUCACAACAAGAUCGUCGCAUUGAUAUUCAACCAGCUGAAGACGAAGAAGAUCAAGAUGAUGGCUAUUCCGUUAAACACGUCGCAUAUGCUCGUUUUGUACGCAAUCAUCGUCUUAUCAAUGAGAUUUUCUCGGAUAUGGCUGUGCCAGAUGUACGCACCGUUGUCACUACCAAUCGUAUGAUUGUUUUACGCAAACAAGUUAAUUCAUUGACUAUGCAUCAAAUGAAACUAGAAGCUGAACUAUUGCAAAUGGAAGAGAAAUUUGAGGCAAAAAAGCGAAAAUUGAUCGAAUCAAGUGAAUCAUUUCAAGAAGAACUGAAAAAGCAUUGCAAGCCGGCUGUAGAUGAUGAAACGUUUCAAAAAAUGGUAGACCGUCAGUAUGAGUUGAUGCAUAGACCACGAAUGAUAGAUGAAAUGAAUAAUACAAAGAUUUUAACAAGACCAGAUGAUGUAGAAAUGCAAAAUAGUGUUGAGCAUCAAGCACCAAAUCAAGCUACCGAAGCACCAGUCAGUGAUCAUGAGAUGAUUGUCUUGCAUCAAUCCAUACAGCCAAUGAAAACAGAAAACUGUGCUGUGCCAGCUCAAAAUGAUUUGAAAAAGGAAGAAUUGACUACAAACACCGAAUCAACAACAUCAGAACCAGUACCAAGUGAUACAGAAAAGGAACAAGAGCAAAAAGAACCCGAACCGCAAGAUGUCCCAACAGUUGCACCGUCGACAAUUCAACCAGUCGUGGUUGCAAAUGAGCCCGAAAUUGAAAAAACGGAAAAAGAAAAGACAUCCGAACCUCCAGAAGAAACAACACCAUCGCAACAACAGCAACAGCCACCAGCCGAAGAAAAACCAGCUGCAGAGCCAGAAACAACCGAGAAAGAUGAGAAGGAACAAAUUAGGGAGAAUUCGGAGGCCACAACGCCAGACAAUAAAGAAUCAAAACCGUCUCCAGUUGAAGCGCUCAAUUCAAGUCAGCUGUUGACUACAUCAGAAAGUACACCAGUACCAACAAAAGAACAAACAUCACCGGCAACAGUUCCUAAUAGUACACCUGUUCAACCAAAUCAAAUUCCACCACCACACGCUGGAAUGAUGCCUCCACACCAAGCACAUCCAAACUAUCCAGCUGGCUAUCCUCCGCGCACAUAUCAACAUCAACAGCAGAAUCCGCAAUAUGCGUCACAAUAUGCGCCUGGUCCUCAAUACGGCUACCCAAUGUAUCCGCAUCCACCAACUAAUUACCAACCAUAUUAUCGACAGGGACCGCAUUAUCCAUCUGAGCACGGAGCUCCCGUAAUGCCACCAGGCCCGAAUCCAGUCAUGAAUGAACCACCUCAAAUGUACGGACCAUUACCACCAGGUCAACCACCACAACAACCGCAACAACAGUCACCGUCACAACCAGCACCAACUCCAAUGGAAAUUGAGGCAAACGAAAAAGACAAAAAACCAGAAUUCGUCAAUGGUGACACCUCAUCAAAACUGGAUACACCAGCGGAAUGAUGAUCAAUAUUUUCUGGAGCACCACGAAAUAAUAAAAAGCGCAAGAAAUUAGGAACAUAAUUUUUUCUUGAAAUUUCGUAGAAAAAUAUGAAAAAAAUAAUGAUAAUUCAAUAAUAUAAAAUCCAACAAAAUUUCAGCAUUGCACACAUAUGUGCUUUAUUUUAUUUCGCAUAAUAAUUUCAAUAAAUGUAUUUUUAAUUUGGACUGCUCAUAUAAAAUAGUAAUAAAGAACGUAAGUAUAUAAA
This is a messenger RNA of Contarinia nasturtii (swede midge), 2549 nucleotides long. Its product is annotated as SWI/SNF-related matrix-associated actin-dependent regulator of chromatin subfamily E member 1-like. The transcript has 12 exons. Gene Ontology annotation, cellular component: SWI/SNF complex. The record is from RefSeq and is a predicted model, not a curated record. Gene Ontology annotation, biological process: negative regulation of DNA-templated transcription. NCBI's taxonomy places the organism in Eukaryota, Metazoa, Arthropoda, Insecta, Diptera, Cecidomyiidae. Bases 229 to 2304 code for a protein of 691 amino acids. Gene Ontology annotation, molecular function: nuclear receptor binding; nucleosomal DNA binding.